AUGCGGCUUCAAGCUGGGGCGGCCAAGCUGCGGGGCCAGAUAGACACCCUCAAGCUCCAGCUGCCUGCGCUGGAGGCUGAGAAGAAGACUGCCGUUGCAGCCAGAAGUUUCAAGGACCUCCGAGGCGGGCCGUCUCACGGAGGACAUCAAGAGGCGCGAGGCCGAGCGGGGCUCGCUGGAGGCGGAGCUGGAGGCCAUGCAGGCUGCGCCCUGCUGCCGCGGGAGGCGCUCGUGGCCUCCCGGCAGCUCGAGGAGAGCUCGCAGGCCGAGCUCCUCCAGGUCGAGGCGGCGUGCGCGGCCGAAGAGGUCCGGGUCCUGCGAAGACAGGUCGCGGACGUCGAGGCGCUCUGCUCGCGCCGGGGCACCAGCGCGGCGGAGCGGCAGCUCUUCGAGCAGGAGAUCGACGUCCUCCAGAGGUCCCAGGAGCAGCUGGCCAAGAAGUACGCGAUAGAUGUGUCAAGCUUGGAAGAGUUGCCCGUGGAGGAAGACGAAGAGAUCGACGACGAGCCAGAGGACGACGCCGAGGACGAGGACUGGGAGAUGCGCCUCAGUCGGCGUUGCCGGCAGCCGCGGCCACGCCAGGGGCGGACUCUACCGACCGAAGCCCUGCCGCCAGCUCGGAGCCGCUGGCGGCGGCGGUCGCUUCGCCGCCGUCGCCGGCGGCCGCCACGCCGGUGGCGGCCUCCUCGGAGGCGGCGGUCGUGGAGUUGCCUGCAAGAGAUCCCGAGGCGGCCGCGAGGCGGCGCGCGGAGCUCCGCGGGCUGCUGCCCGAGAAGGAGGCGCGGCCCCGCAAGCGCGCC
Molecule: messenger RNA, 800 nt
Organism: Prorocentrum cordatum
Lineage: Eukaryota; Dinophyceae; Prorocentrales; Prorocentraceae
Source: the annotation of a GenBank genome assembly